Messenger RNA from Mesorhabditis spiculigera, 279 nucleotides. NCBI's taxonomy places the organism in Eukaryota, Metazoa, Nematoda, Chromadorea, Rhabditida, Rhabditidae. The record is from the annotation of a GenBank genome assembly.
AUGGAUCCACGUGCCCUGGCGGAUAAGACGGUCGACUUCGCGGUUGAUAUGUGGGGGCUCGCGGUGGCGAUUUGGGAACUCGUUACGCGAAGGCAAUGCUUCAUUGGAAUCUCCAUGCCGGAACUCCUCGACUUUCAUCGGCGUGGUGAAUGGAAGAUACCACCUCUCGAAGGAAACGAUUUCAUCGCCGAUUUUAUCCAGGCCUGCUCGGCAACGCCAAGGUUCCGUAGGACCUCUGCCCAACUGCUAGAGCUAAUUAACCUGGAAGCAAAGCAGGUA